AUGACAAGCAACACGAACCCCCGGAAGCGAGGCACCGACCAGCCAGACAAACUCCCUGAUCCGAAGAAGUUGAGGCGGGCCAUGGCCGACAGACCCAGCCGCCUUUAUAAGAAGAUCACGGUUAUUGUCGGCGAUGAGGACUCAUUUACCGUCGAUAAGAGUACUCUUCUCACUAGCUCCGAGUUCUUCAAGAAAAUAUUGGGAACGUCGCUCAAGACCAACGGUCCAGAAGAAGUUGAUCUGCCAGACGUUGAACCCCGAGCUUUUGGAAUUUACCUUGGGUGGCUUGAAACCGGCUACUUCUACAUCACAGAGGAAAACGAUCUCAUCAAUUCUCUCAUUUCGGAUGACUUUGGUAGCAUUAGGGACGACGAGUGUACUAAGUGGAAUGAGUGCUACACGCUUGGCCACGAAAUACAGGACUGUGGCUUCCAGGACGCCUGCAUCGACUGGAUUCUAGAGAAGAUGAUAUCCGAAGAUAUGAUCAUGCUUCAUGUACCUCUUGCGGUAUAUGAAAUUGGUGGUAAAAUUCCAGCGCAUCGAAAGUUUGCCGUUGAUGGCGUCGCUCACUUUUGGAAUGAUGGCGAUUUCGAAAAGUUAGAAGACGACAAAUUCCCUCCUAAGUUCAUCUUAGAUCUCGCAAAGUAUAUGGGGUCAAAUAUGAGGCACAAACACGUCGCGGCUGAAGAUGAUGAGAAAUUCUUCGAGAACGUCGGCUGCAAGUAUCAUGCGCAUGUUGCUCUCAACAAGCCUUGCUACAAGAAGACUCAUCCAGCCUACAAGUAA
Messenger RNA from Alternaria conjuncta, 786 nucleotides. RefSeq lists its product as uncharacterized. The record is from RefSeq and is a predicted model, not a curated record. Gene Ontology annotation, molecular function: protein binding. NCBI's taxonomy places the organism in Eukaryota, Fungi, Ascomycota, Dothideomycetes, Pleosporales, Pleosporaceae. Bases 1 to 786 code for a protein of 261 amino acids. The transcript has 2 exons.